Molecule: messenger RNA, 2645 nt
Organism: Clupea harengus (Atlantic herring)
Lineage: Eukaryota; Metazoa; Chordata; Actinopteri; Clupeiformes; Clupeidae
Gene: cyth1a
Product: cytohesin 1a
Biological process (GO): regulation of ARF protein signal transduction
Molecular function (GO): guanyl-nucleotide exchange factor activity
Source: RefSeq, a predicted model, not a curated record
GGGCCACUCAAAACCACUCCCUCCCUGUUUCCUCUCGAGGCUUAUCCGGUGCUGUGUAGCUUAGCUUAAGCUGUUUUGCUGAACACUCUUUUUUUCGUGUGAAGAGUUGGCUGUAAUCAAACUAAACAACAAAACAAACCGAAUAACCUUUGGAUUUUUAUCACAGGUUUUUAGGCUUUAAAUUGUAAGGGUCUUGGUUGUCUGGAAAGGUCGCAUAGUAACGUAGAAUUCAAAAUGGUGCUAAAGUCUGAGGACGGAGUUGUACCGGAUGAUCUCACUCCAGAGGAGCAGCAGGAGCUGGAGAACAUCCGUCGCCGCAAGCAAGAGUUGCUGGAUGAUAUACAGAGGCUGAAGGAUGAGAUAGCGGAGGUAACCAGUGAGAUCGAGAACCUGGGUUCCACGGAGGAGAGGAAGAACAUGCAGAGGAACAAACAGGUGGCCAUGGGCCGCAAGAAGUUCAACAUGGACCCCAAGAAGGGCAUCCAGUUUCUAAUAGAGAAUGAACUCCUGAAGAACACCUGUGAUGACAUCGCCCAGUUCCUCUACAAGGGGGAGGGGCUUAAUAAGACUGCCAUAGGGGACUACCUUGGGGAGAGGGAUGAUUUAAACCUUCAGGUCUUGCACGCAUUUGUAGAGCUGCAUGAGUUCACCGAUCUUAACCUGGUGCAGGCACUCAGGCAAUUCCUGUGGAGUUUCAGGCUUCCUGGUGAGGCUCAGAAGAUUGACCGUAUGAUGGAGUCGUUUGCACAGAGAUACUGUCAGUGUAACCCUGGCGUCUUCCAGAGCACAGACACCUGCUACAUCCUGUCCUUUGCCAUUAUCAUGCUGAACACCAGCCUGCACAACCCCAAUGUAAAAGACAAGCCCCCAGUGGAGAGAUUCAUCUCCAUGAACAGAGGCAUCAACGAGGGAGGAGACCUACCAGAAGAUCUGCUCCGAAAUCUCUAUGACAGCAUCAAGAAUGAACCCUUCAAAAUCCCAGAGGAUGACGGGAAUGACCUCACGCACACUUUCUUUAAUCCGGACCGUGAAGGCUGGCUGCUUAAAUUGGGUGGACGAGUAAAGACGUGGAAGAGGAGGUGGUUCAUCCUCACGGACAACUGCUUGUACUACUUUGAGUACACAACUGACAAAGAGCCCAGAGGAAUCAUCCCCUUGGAGAACCUCAGCAUCAGGGAGGUGGAGGAUAAGAAGCCGAACUCCUUUGAGCUGUUUAUCCCAGACAACAAGGACCAGGUGAUCAAGGCGUGUAAGACUGAGGCAGAUGGGCGAGUGGUCGAGGGCAACCACACCUUCUACCGCAUCUCUGCUCCAACAGCGGAGGAGAAGGAAGAGUGGAUGAACAGCAUCAAAGCUGCCAUCAGUAGAGACCCAUUUUAUGAGAUGCUGGCGGCUCGGAAGAAGAAGGUCUCCUCCAUGAAGAGGCACUAGCUGCUUCCGGGCCCCAGUGGAGCCCGGGCUAAUGGACAGGGGCAGAGAUGAGAGCUGCUCACGGGUGGAGGAGAGACAUGGCUUAGCCCUGUAAGGGCAGGUCUCCUCUUCCGCUUCUCUGGGAUUGGUUGAUAGCUUUUAGAGUUGGAGGGGUCAGCAGGAGAAUGGCUCCGCACUGGCUGGCUGUGUCCAUCCAGGAAAUGCCUCUGCAGGGGUUCCCUUUGGACUGUCCUGCAGUCUGCUCCCAAUUGGCUGUUGUAGGGGGGGAGGGGGAGAGCCUGUGUUUUCUUCUCUCCGUUCCUCUGCGAAACUCUUAAAAACAGCUUUAUUGUGCUUAACCAACUUUAUCUUGUUUCACUCUCGUAGAAGCACCUAUGUUAAAACUAUAAAAUCAGCAGGUCUGACAGAAAGUGGAGUCUUUACCAAAAUUUUCCUAUGUGCUUUUGAAAAGAACAGGUAUCUUGCAUUGUGUGCUUUGUAUUGGCUGAAUGUGUAUUUUUUUUUAACAUUUUUAUCGCAAUGAUUCCUCUGUCAAGCAUUAUGCUCACAUGACUGAACAUUUUUUGUAUGGAAGAGGAGUGAUUGGAGUGGAACGUGUUCAGGUUCAGGGUAAUAACGAUGCAUGGUCGGGUUCACGGUUGUCUCAGCACUUUGUGUCUCAGCAAUGCUCAGAACAACCCCUGCAGAGGCCUUGUUUGCAAUGAACUCGUUUUUUCAGACAUUGUUAGAUUGUAGUCGGUAGAACAAUCCAAGUCAAGUCACAUCAUGUGCCUACCUGGUCCCGCUGGGUCCCUCAGAAGCCACACACUCAUGCUGCUCUUUCCAAAUGACAGUCCAUGACUUAAGUAAUCACUUCCCAAAUGCAACGUAGUUUUGACUCUAGCUAAGCUCUACACCUGUGUGGUCAGUGCCUGCUGUUUGUCAGUGCUCUUCUCUGGGUUAGCAUAAGCUGCUAACUCUUUUGCGCUCCCUCUUGUGCACUGACUGUCACAAUAAAAACAAAACAAAUCUAAGCAGUAUUGGUUUAUUUAUCAAGGAUGUAUAUACUUCAGUGUAUAAUGAAUACUGUCACUAUUUCAUUUAUUUCAAGAGUAAAAUGUAAUGUUUAUGUAGCAUUAUAUCGCUAGACUAGUGCCAUUUUUUUCUUUUUGUGUCAUUUUCCACCAUUUCCAUGGUAACUUGUGCUAUAAUAAAAAAUAAAAUUACAGCAGAAA